Messenger RNA from Prosopis cineraria, 2154 nucleotides. RefSeq names its product ethylene-responsive transcription factor RAP2-7-like. The transcript has 9 exons. Gene Ontology annotation, biological process: regulation of DNA-templated transcription. NCBI's taxonomy places the organism in Eukaryota, Viridiplantae, Streptophyta, Magnoliopsida, Fabales, Fabaceae. Gene Ontology annotation, molecular function: DNA-binding transcription factor activity; DNA binding. Bases 476 to 1852 code for a protein of 458 amino acids. The record is from RefSeq and is a predicted model, not a curated record.
CUCUCUCUCACCCAUAUCCGAAGAUAAAGGGCCCAAGUCUACGACUCCUCUUUCCACAGUCCUCCUCACAUCUUUCACGUCCCCAUUUUUCUCUCUCUAUAACCCAGCAAUUUACUCUCACAAUUCACCAACAGUACUUGAAAUCUCUCUUUUUCCUCUCCAUUCUCCAUACCCAUCACUCUAUUAUAUGCUAAUACACAUGUUGCCUUCUAUGUUUUUCCAAUCCUCCUCCAUGAGCUGAUCACACUGUUGGUUUUUAUUUUUUUGGUAUCUCAAAUCGUUUCUGAGACAACCACCUUUCAAUUUGCCCUCUCAGGGUUGAGUUUUUCCUUCACAGUUUAGUUUUCUUGAAGGAGAUUCUUGUUCGGGUAAUGGGUUAUUGUAUUUCAUAGUUUGUCGUUCAUGCUCUACAUGCCCCGUUUGCUGUGAAGAUCAGGAGCCGCAGGUAGAAGAGAGCACAAGGUAAACUAAAGCUAUGUUGGAUCUCAAUGUCGACGUGGAAGGUUCUCAGCCCCAAAUGGAAGAGGACUCAGGGACUUCCAACUCCUCGGUGCUGAAUUUCGAGGAAUCUCGAGACGAAAAUUCUUCCGCCUUCGUUUUCGACAUACUGAAGAGAGAAUCAGAUUGUCGGGUUGAGGAUGAUGAAGAGAAGAAAACUCCACAAAUCACGACAAAGCCACUUUUCCCUGUGAACAGUGACGAUAAGGGACGCAGAGAUUGUGAUUUCCGAUUGGGAUUAUCGUGUCCGAGAAGUAAUCAAUGGCUGAACCUGUCCUUCGCUGAGAGUGGUGCCGGCACGCAAGAUGAAUUGAGAGUGUUGCAGCAAAAGCAACCCCAAAUCAGGAAAAGCAGAAGAGGGCCCAGGUCUCGAAGCUCACAGUACAGGGGUGUUACUUUCUACCGCAGGACUGGUCGAUGGGAAUCCCAUAUAUGGGAUUGUGGGAAGCAGGUCUAUUUAGGUGGAUUUGACACUGCACACACUGCAGCAAGAGCAUACGAUAGGGCUGCAAUUAAGUUCAGAGGAGUUGAUGCUGAUAUAAACUUCAGUCUGAGUGAUUAUGAGGAAGACAUGAAGAUGAUGAAAGGUUUGAGUAAAGAGGAGUUUGUCCAAGUCCUUCGCCGCCAAUGCUCCGGUAUCCCAAGAGGGAGCUCAAAAUAUAGAGUUCUGUCUCUCAACAAAUGGGGUCAAUGGGAAGCACAAGCCAGCCCUUUCCUUGGCAAGAAGAUUUAUGACAAACUACCCUUCAAGAGUGAUGGAAGAGGAUCGGUGACUAGCUUUGAGCCUAGUAAGGGAGAGAGAACUAUUGAGUCCAGCAGAGGAGGGAACCAACAAAAUCUUGAUUUGAGCCUUGGAAUUUCUCCACCUUCUAAUGAAUCCAAGAAGAAUGAUCCUGGGGGAAACUUAUCUUUUUGUUAUACAGCUUGCGAGCUGCCCAACAAAGGAGGGCUGAUGCCCCUUUUACAGGCUGAUACCAGUGGUGCUGCAAUAAUAGGGGGACAAGCCAUUUAUGGUGUGGCAAUGCCAUCUAAACAUGGCCAAAAGUGGUGCUCUGGCUUAUAUCCUGGCCAUGUACAGGAUUAUGAGGACAAGGCCAUAGAAAAGAGAACAGAAGUUGUUCCCUUAUCAAGAUUCCCAAAUUUGGCUUGGCAACUUAAUAGCAACGGCAGCAUCACGCCGGUGCCGGUGUUUUCUAAUGCAGCAUCAUCAAAAUUCAUUUCUUCUAGCAACAAUGGUGUGUCAGCCCCACCUGCAAUCAACCCUCGUAACAAUUCUAUCUACAAUCUGUGCUUCAGUUCAACCACAACAUCCACAAUUAAUAGCUCCCCAAGUUGCCAAAGUCUGAGUACCUGAAAGAUCCAUGAACUCAGUCUGUUCAGUUUCUUUUUUAGUGGAUCUAUAAAUGAUUUGGUGAGUAUUAAAGCUUCACUAUAAAUAGUAGUAGCUAGCUGGCAAGUUGUGAUUGUAAUGAAACAAUAUCCAGCAUUGAUUACAGCACCCAACAACUUUAUUACUCUCCUUGAGAUGAUCUAAAACAUCAUAUUUCAUUGUGCUUGAGGUCUUUCUUACCACAUCGAUGUAUACUGAAUUUGAGAUUUUGUUGGUAAGAGGCUUUAAUGAAUGCUUUGUGGAAUGAGUUGAUUUUUUUUUUUUUU